Messenger RNA from Gaeumannomyces tritici R3-111a-1, 3533 nucleotides. RefSeq lists its product as hypothetical. The transcript is spliced from 3 exons. The coding region runs from base 588 to 3209 and encodes 873 amino acids. NCBI's taxonomy places the organism in Eukaryota, Fungi, Ascomycota, Sordariomycetes, Magnaporthales, Magnaporthaceae. The record is from RefSeq and is a predicted model, not a curated record.
UUCAAGUCAAGCAACCAAAGUCGGCGCACGCCUUUGCCAGCGCACUGGCAGAGCACAGAGCAGAGAGCAGAGAGCAGAGCUCAAGACGCCAAUGGCCACCAAUGCGUGCUCUUCUGACCUGUGACGCACCUGCCCAGCCUACAUCACCUGCUCCUGCGCCGACACAGCCUCGGCGGCUCCGACAGAGGCCGCCGCCAAACAAGUGAGGGUGUCGAGUGACAUCCAAUUGCUCAGCUGCGACACAAAGAAGGCCAAGCCCGGCUGGGGCAGUUGCGACCGACUCAACUCAAUCGCUUCCCGCCUGACACUCAAUCUCACCCAACCCAACUAACGCGCAUUAUCACCUCGAUCCCUGCUGCUGCCACUCAGCUGGCCUGUCUACGGUACCUACCCACCCUGGGCUGCCUGCCGUCAAACCAUUCUUGGGCUGUCACGCACACAGCCUUUCUGCCCGCUGCCCCGCCCACGACCAAGGCUGCUGUUAUUUGUGCUGCGACUGGGCGCAAAUCCUUGCUGGCUUGGGCCAGCGGUGGUGACUGCUGGGUGCGCCAGCCUAGACAAGGCGAUUAUGAACAGCCGCCACAACCAUGAGCGAAGAAAAGAAGAAAGGGGGCUUCUGGGGGUCGCUGUUCCGCUCCAAGUCGAGGCGCAAAGGCAAAGACGGCUACGAUGACGACGACUCAAACGAUGACACGAGGGAUCACGACGACUAUGAGAGGCGGAGCCCGGACCGCCGCAGGCACUCGGAGCCGGGCAUGGGCCGGGACAUUGGCCACGGAGACGACUCGGCCUCACCAUCAUCUUCAGCCAGCCCCGUCCGCCGCCCGCUGUCCAAGCACAGCGGCGCCGACAAGGGCAAGGGCAAGGCCCGGCGCGACUCGACUGCCCCGGCCGGGACUUGGCGGAGGAGGCGCCGGCGUGGGCCGCUGACGGACUGGCCGCCGUCCAACGUGCCAAGCGAGGAGGACCUGACGCUGGGCCACGCCAUGGACCUCGUGUCGCGCGGCGCCCCCGUCUUUACCGGCCACCGCCGGCCCGUGCCGCACGCCUCGGAGAGCUACUAUGCGCUCUUUGCGACCGCCUCGGCCGGCGUGCGCGGCGCCGCGACCGACGCCGCAAACCUGCAUGACGCCAUGGCCCAGCUGAUGACGAUGCGCUGGACCGCCGCCACGGGCGCUACCCGCACCACCAGCAGUGGCCGCCCGGCCCCUGUUCCCGCCGCGCGCCCGUGGGAGACGCUGGAACAGCCCAGCCUGGCCUUCCACUUUGGCGCCCGCCCAGGCACCGUUGCGCUCAAUCGCUGGGUGUCGCGCGCGAGUUCACUGCCGCCCACUCUCACCCUGCGCGACACGGGCAUAGCCCUGCGCGACGCCGACCUCGAGCGGAUUAUGCGAAGGCUGCGCGAGCUCGAACGCUAUGGGCUUGAGGACGACGACGAGAAGCUCAUGUACAACAACCUGUACGGCAAGUUCCUCCGCGACCGAGGCAAGCCGCUCAGCCCCCACCGCACCAUUGACAAGCAGAUCACGGACCUGAUUGAGGUGCUGUCGCGCCCUGGCUGGUGGAUCGACUUCUCGGACCCGCGCAACCAAAUCGCCACGCGCUUCAUAUUCGACCGCGGCGAGCAGAACCACGAGCAGUACGUGCGCUUCUUCCACCAGCUCCUGUUUAGCUGCGAGCUCGACCUGCGCAUCAACUCGAGCCAGCAUUCCGAGAACCCCCGCGAGAAGAUACUGGCCCAACUGCCGCCCACCAUCCAGUGGAGCAUAGCCCUGUCCCGCCGCUGGCGCGACAACAUGCGCAUUGACGAAUUUGGUGACACGGCCAAGCAGGUCAAGCUGCGGCUCAAGCUCAAGAGGCGCCAGAUGUCCAUGCUCAAGCGCUUCGCCCAGAUGAUGAAGUGGCCCAACCUGGCCGAGAUGCUCGAGAACAUGGCCGACGAAGACUCGGAGGACGCCCUUGGCGCCGUCAGCUCGCACGCCAUGGCCUUCUUCAGCGGCCUCGUCCUGCCCGGAAUGAGCUUCCCGUUCCUGAUGAUGAACUCACUCAUCGACGUCGACCCGGACCACGCCACCGACGAACUGGCGCUGCUUACCCACCUGCACCCCUGCUGCGGUUUUCAGUACAGGGGUAGCUACACCUACUGGUCGUCGGCCUCGGUCGUUGGCCGCGUCCUAGCCCCGACGUGCCGCGAGGUCGGUGGCUGGGUUGGCCCCGCGCGCCCGACGCGUGACCUAGCACGCACCCAGAUUGCAAGGAUACGCACCAGGCGGCCCAGGCUAGCCGGCCCGGGCACCAAUCCCGCCGCCGGCGCCUCCGUCUCGCCGUUACCGCCCACAAUCCUGCUCGACUCCACCCCUCUCUCGCCUACCACCCCUGGCCCGCAGCCACAUUUCCAGGGCCUGCGCCUCAUGUCCCCCGACGAAGUGCUCUCGAUGCGCGAAAGGUCCGACCCGCUCGGCCCACCCGCCGAGUCCUUCCCCGUGCUCGACUACGACCUGCCGAGGCCGCAGGGCGACUCGGCCGGCACGGGCGAGAUUGUGGACACGGUCCGGGUCGAGAAGCUCACGCUACGCCGCAUCAACGCGCCGGGACCGGUACCUGGAACGGCGAACCCAUCGACUCCUAUGCUCGGCGGCGAAGGCCAACCGCCACCACCACCCGCCCCCGGCGGCGGCGGCGGCGGCGGCGGGGUUGGCGUCUUCGACGCGGGGAUCCAGUUCGCCAUCGACGGCGCCCCGUGGCCGCUGAGACUCAGCUUCGAGGUCGAGUUUGUGAGCGCGUGGCCGUGCGUCGAGGGGCCGCACCCGCUCUUCUACGAGUACGCCUACGCGUCCGUGCCCGUCGACCGCGUCGUCGAGAUCCGAGACUGGGGCGGCAUGUACGGCGGUGGCAUGGGCGAGGGGGCCGUGUCGACGAGCUCGCUGGGCGGCAUGAUGUCCUCCUCGGCGGCCAGGGGCAAGAUGCCGCAGCGGCCGCCGCCCGUGGUCAGGGACCCGGCCGACGACUCCAAGGUGCUGGUCGUCGAGGCGUUUGGCGUGCCCGACAACGAGGUGCUGGCGCGCGCGUGGUGUGCGCACUGGGGGCUCAAUGCCAUCGUGGCGGAUGUGAGGAAGACAUGCAUGUCGUGCGCCAUCCGCGAGGCGUACGCGGCGACCCUGACGGUUGUUAUUCUUGUCGAGGACAUCAAGCAGGAGCCCGACAGGUGAAGGAUACCCAGCAAGCGGCCAGUCGACGAGCCGAGUUUUAUAAUCUUCUUCAACUCUUUCUACUUUAUUGAUGCUCCAAUCAUUCGGCGGUGGAUCAUGAUGGGCAUGGAGUGUUUGCUCCGCCCGAAUUUGGAUGAUGGGAUCGCCUAUCUAGUUGUUGAACCUGCGAAGAGAACUAGAUUGCCUCUGUGGUGGAUGUGGAUGGAGCGAAGGGGGCCGCUGCCUGGAGAAGAUCAAAUUACAUAUUUCAGCAGGUCGUUGUAAGUUUGGGCUCGGAUGGUCACUGGAAAAAUACCCCUUUGUUAGAUCAGCGAAUAUUGAUAC